AUGGCUUAUUCAUUAUAUUUUUCAGCUCUUCUACAAGUGACAAUUUCACUUAGCAAAGUAGAAAUUAGUGUUGGUGAGUCCAAAUUCUUCACAUGUACAGCAAUUGGAGAACUGGAAGAUAUAGAUUGGUACAAUCCUCAAGGAGAGAAGAUAGUUUCUUCACAGAGAGUAGUGGUACAAAAAGAAGGUGCUAGAUCUCGACUAACAAUUUAUAAUGCAAAUAUAGAGGAUGCUGGAAUAUAUCGGUGUCAAGGAACAGAUGCUAAGGGACAGACUCAAGAAGCUACAGUUGUUUUGGAGAUUUACCAAAAACUCACUUUCAGAGAAGUGGUAUCUCCUCAAGAAUUUAAACAAGGAGAGGAUGCAGAAGUGGUUUGCCAAGUUAGCAGCUCACCUGCACCCAUUGUUAGCUGGUUAUAUCAUAAUGAAGAAGUCGCCACCCAUUCCAACAAUCGAUUUGCUAUGUUAGCAAAUAAUAAUCUCCAGAUCCUUAAUAUCAACAAAAGUGAUGAAGGAAUAUAUAGAUGUGAAGGAAGAGUGGAAGCUAGAGGAGAAAUUGACUUUCGAGAUAUCAUAGUUAUUGUUAAUGUUCCGCCAGCAAUUACAAUGCCACUUAUAUUCUUCAAUGCUACUGCAGAUCGGCAAGAAGAAAUGAUAUUAUCUUGUAGGGCUACUGGCUCCCCUGAGCCAAAUAUCAGCUGGUAUAGGAAUGGCAAGCUUAUUGAAGACAAUGAAAAAUAUACAUUGAAAAGAAACAAUACUGAACUAACUGUCAGGAACAUCAUAAAUAGUGAUGGGGGUUCUUAUGUCUGUAGAGCCACAAAUAUAGCAGGAAAAGAUGAAAAGCAGUCAUUCCUACAAGUCUUUGUACAGCCUCACAUAAUACAACUUAAAAAUGAAACAACGUUUGAGAAUGGUCAGAUAACACUUAUUUGUGAGGCAGAAGGAGAACCCAUUCCUGAAAUCACAUGGAAAAGAGCUCUGGAUGGAACAACUUUUUCUGAAGGAGAUAAGAGCCCAGAUGGCCAUAUUGAAGUCAAAGGACAACAUGGAAGAUCAUCACUGCACAUUAAAGAUGUGAAGUUGUCAGAUUCAGGGAGAUAUGACUGUGAAGCUGCAAGCAGAAUUGGCGGGCACCAAAAAAGCAUGUACCUCGAUAUUGAAUAUGCUCCCAAGUUUGUAUCAAACCAAACAAUUUAUUAUUCUUGGGAAGGCAAUCCCAUCAAUAUAAGUUGUGAUGUGAAAGCUAAUCCACCAGCAUCAAUCCUUUGGAGUAGAGAAAAAUUAUUUUUGCCAUCCAAAAAUAUCACCAAUUUAAAGACUUACAGUGCAGGAAGAAAGAUGAUUUUAGAGAUUGCACCUACAUCUGACAGUGACUUUGGACGGUAUAAUUGUACUGCCACAAACCGAAUUGGAACAAGAUUUCAGGAAUAUAUUCUUGCUUUGGCUGAUGUGCCAUCCAGUCCCUCUGAAGUAAGAAUUAUAGAGUUGUCACAAACUAUUGCCAAAGUUUCUUUUAACAAACCAGACUCUCAUGGUGGUGUACCUAUUCAUCACUAUCAAUUGGAUGUAAAAGAAGUGGCUUCAGAAACAUGGAAAGUAUUUCGCUCCCAUGGAACUUCAACCACAGUUGUUUUAAGCAACUUGGAACCAAAUACAACCUAUGAAAUCAAGGUUGCAGCUGUAAAUGGAAAAGGUCAAGGGGACUACAGUAAAAUCGAAAUCUUUCAAACAUUACCAGUCCGUGAACCAAGUCCUCCAUCAAUCCAUGGACAGCCUAGCAAUGGAAAGAGUUUUAAACUUAGCAUAAUGAAACAAGAUGACGGAGGGGCACCCAUUUUGGAAUAUAUUGUGAAAUAUAGAAGUAAAGAUAAGGAAGACCAGUGGCUUGAGAAAAAAGUUCAGGGUAAUAAAGAUCACAUAGUUUUGGAACAUUUACAGUGGACCAUGGGUUAUGAAGUACAAAUUACAGCUGCAAAUAGACUUGGAUAUUCUGAACCAACAGUAUAUGAGUUCAGCAUGCCACCAAAACCCAAUAUAAUUAAAGACACACUUUUUAAUGGCUUUGGACUUGGAGCAAUCAUUGGCAUAGGAGUUGCUGCACUUCUACUAAUUCUUGUGGUAACUGAUGUUAGCUGCUUCUUUAUCCGACAAUGUGGAUUGCUAAUGUGUAUUACUAGAAGAAUUUGCGGAAAGAAAAGUGGUGCUAGCAGCAAAAGUAAAGAUUUAGAAGAUGGAAAAGCUGCAUAUUUGAAAGAUGGAUCAAAAGAGCCAAUAGUGGAAAUGAGAACAGAGGAUGAAAGAAUUACCAGUCAUGAAGAUGGAAGCCCAAUAAAUGAGCCAAAUGAAACCACUCCACUCACAGAACCUGAAAAAUUGCCAUUAAAAGAAGAAAACGAAAAAGAAGUUUUAAAUCCAGAAAUUAUUGAAGCAAAAAUUUCCAUUGAUACAACUCAGUCAAAAGAAGAUAUCAAAGCGUAA
This is a messenger RNA of Gracilinanus agilis (Agile Gracile Mouse Opossum), 2481 nucleotides long. It is a transcript of the gene NCAM2, whose product is annotated as neural cell adhesion molecule 2. The record is from RefSeq and is a predicted model, not a curated record. NCBI's taxonomy places the organism in Eukaryota, Metazoa, Chordata, Mammalia, Didelphimorphia, Didelphidae. The transcript has 17 exons. Gene Ontology annotation, cellular component: membrane. Gene Ontology annotation, biological process: cell adhesion. The coding region runs from base 1 to 2481 and encodes 826 amino acids. Gene Ontology annotation, molecular function: protein binding.